AUGACGAAGAGUCAGUUUAAGAUGAGCAUGAUGGGGACGAUUAAAAAUUUUAUGGGAUUAAAUAUUCUUCAAAGCAGACAAGGAAUCUUUAUCAAUCAAGAUAAGUAUUCUCGCAAUCUUCUUGAAAAGUUUGGAAUGACGAGUAGUUCAAAAUUGCAAGUACCUGUGGCAGUUGGCACACGACUUGGACCUUCAUUGGACAAGUCUGUUUUUGAUCUCACGUUAUACAUGAGCAUGAUUGGUUCAUUGUUAUACUUAACUGUGAGUCGACCUGAUAUUAUGUUUAUUGUUUGCAAUUGUGCGAGGUAUCAGUCAAAUCAUAAAGAACCCCAUCUAACUGCAAGAAAGAAUAUCUUUUGCUAUCUCAAAGGGACAGCUUCAUUGGGUUUGUGGUACCCUUCGAAGACUGGCUUCUUCAUUCAAUCAUUUUUGGAUGCCAACCUAGGUAGAUUUCAACUCGAAAGGAAAAGCAGUUCUGGUGGAUGUUAA
This is a messenger RNA of Lactuca sativa (garden lettuce), 489 nucleotides long. The record is from RefSeq and is a predicted model, not a curated record. Lineage: Eukaryota; Viridiplantae; Streptophyta; Magnoliopsida; Asterales; Asteraceae.